Molecule: messenger RNA, 1590 nt
Organism: Thalassophryne amazonica
Lineage: Eukaryota; Metazoa; Chordata; Actinopteri; Batrachoidiformes; Batrachoididae
Product: hairy/enhancer-of-split related with YRPW motif protein 1-like
Exons: 5
Coding region: 46-969 (307 amino acids)
Biological process (GO): regulation of neurogenesis; circulatory system development; Notch signaling pathway
Cellular component (GO): nucleus
Molecular function (GO): RNA polymerase II cis-regulatory region sequence-specific DNA binding; protein dimerization activity; DNA-binding transcription factor activity, RNA polymerase II-specific
Source: RefSeq, a predicted model, not a curated record
CAGCGAAGCGUUUAAACAGCCGCACAUUCUCCACUGGAGCUCAAAAUGAAGAGGAGCCACAACUACAGCUCGUCAGACAGCGACUUGGACGACAAUGUCGAGGUGGAGAAGGACAGCUGCGACGAAAAUGUACAACUCGAUUCCCCUCAUGGCCCAAUGUCGCCCUCCACAACGACUCAAGUUCAAGCUCGAAAAAGGCGCAGAGGGAUUAUUGAGAAACGGCGACGUGAUCGGAUCAAUAACAGUCUGUCAGAGCUCAGGAGGUUGGUGCCAAGUGCUUUUGAGAAGCAGGGAUCCGCGAAACUGGAAAAGGCGGAAAUAUUACAAAUGACUGUGGACCAUUUAAAGAUGCUUCACGCAUCUGGUGGCAAAGGUUUUUUUGAGGCUCAUGCUCUUGCCAAGGAUUACCGAAGUCUGGGAUUCAGGGAGUGCUUGGCAGAGACUGCCCGCUACCUGAGCAUCAUAGAGGGUCGGGACAGCACAGACCCCCUCCGUAUACGCUUGGUGUCCCAUCUCAGCAACUAUGCCUCUCAAAGAGAGGUUCACGCUGGACUGGAACACUUGGCUUGGGGUUCCGCCUUUGGCACUGGCCCUCACCCGCUCCUUCUACAACACCCUCAAGGCAGGACACCUGCAUCUAGAAGCAGUAGUAGCCCACCGUCCUCAUCCUCCUCUUCUUCAACAUCUUCCUCCUCUUCCAGUGAGGCAUCUGGGACAUCCAGACUCAGUGUGAUCUCCCCUGCAGACUCCCUCAGGGUGCCUCCAAAUGGUUCUCUACCCCUUAGUCUGCCUGUGCCAACAUCAAAACUUUCUUCGCCACCGCUCCUCACCCUCUCUUCACUUUCGGCCUUUCCCUUUUCCUUUGGUGCUUUCCCUCUGGUCUCCCCGACGGUCCUCAACACAGCGGGACCCUCCUCUACACUAUCAAAGCCAUACAGGCCAUGGGGCACUGAGAUAGGUGCCUUCUGAAGCCAAGAACUGGACUGAAAACAACAGCUGAGCUGUGCCCAUCACGACAACCUGGCUGGCCUUCUUUUAUAAAAUUAAAAAUUCAGAACAAAGUUAAUUAAUGGGGUUUUUUUAUGAAGUACAUAAUAAGUGGGAAGUGUUGCUUUGGGCGGUAAAGUCCUCAUAUUGUUUGUUUGCAAAAACAAAAUCUAAAAAAAGAAAAAAAAAAACCUAUAAGUGAAAUUCAAAUGUCUAAAAUCUCUUACUUUUACAUCUUUUCAAAACGCAACUCUUGAAAUUGAACUGUUCAAAUUAUUUUAUGUUAGUGCGUAAAACUAAUUGCUAAUUUAGCUAACAGCCACUGUUUCCAGAGUGAGAACUGAUGACUUAUUUAAGCACAAAUUUAGAGGUAAUAUUUUGUAGACCAGAGACUGUAACUUGUACAUUUGACCUUCACAGAUGUCUCCUUGUAAUGUAACCCAGUUACUUUUUAACUCAGUCUGUUACUUUAGGUGUAUCAGAACCACACGUGCCAUCAUUGGAAAGCUAACAACUUGACUGUUGCAUUCAAUUAUCUAUUUCUAAUCAUUUUUGUACCCAUGAAUGAAGUUUUAAAAGAAUAAAAUAUAGAUUUACACCUUC